CCGGAGUUCUCCUGCCCCCUCCCCCGCCCAGCGCCGCCGUAGCACUUCGGUGCGUUGCACCGCGGGAAUCUGGGCAGUUCGGUUCGCUGCUAGGCGCCGGACCCCACCCGGUGGGCGACGGGAAGCGUGCUUGCGCCUGGGCCCUCGCCGCUGCACCGCGGGGAUCUGGGGAGGUACGGUGCCUGGCCUCUCGGUGCAUCGCUGCUCCGGGCGCCGCAGCCCGCAGCCGUCUGCCUUGCUCGGCCCUGCCCCUCCCCAGGGGCGCAGGCCGUCGGUGAUCGCCCACCGCCCAGCUCCGCGGAGCAGGGCUGCGGUGCGGCGUCCAGCGCGUUCCCGCAGCCGGCCCUCCGGCCUGCCUUCCCCGCAGGCAGCCCGCACCUUGGAGGGAGGGAGCAGUCUGUGCCGACACCGGCGCGGCCAGGCGGGGAGAUGAGCUUCUUCGGCUUCGGGCAGAGCGUGGAGGUGGAAAUCUUGUUGAAUGAUGCGGAGAGUAGGAAGCGAGCUGAGCACAAGACAGAGGACGGGAAGAAGGAGAAAUAUUUCCUCUUCUACGACGGGGAAACCGUCUCGGGGAAGGUGAGCUUAUCUCUGAAGAACCCCAACAAGCGACUAGAACACCAGGGCAUCAAGAUCGAGUUCAUUGGGCAGAUCGAACUCUACUAUGACCGUGGGAACCACCAUGAGUUUGUGUCUCUGGUGAAGGACUUGGCUCGGCCAGGAGAGAUUACCCAAUCACAGGCCUUCGACUUUGAGUUUACUCACGUGGAAAAGCCGUAUGAAUCCUACACAGGACAGAACGUGAAGCUACGCUAUUUCCUUCGAGCCACCAUCAGCCGCCGCCUCAACGACGUUGUCAAGGAGAUGGACAUUGUAGUUCACACACUUAGCACCUACCCUGAGCUGAACUCAUCCAUCAAGAUGGAAGUCGGGAUCGAGGACUGCCUGCACAUCGAAUUUGAGUAUAACAAAUCCAAGUGAGUAUCCUGAGCUCCAA
Onychomys torridus (southern grasshopper mouse) is the source of this 994-nucleotide messenger RNA. It is a transcript of the gene Vps26b, whose product is annotated as VPS26, retromer complex component B. Lineage: Eukaryota; Metazoa; Chordata; Mammalia; Rodentia; Cricetidae. Gene Ontology annotation, biological process: retrograde transport, endosome to Golgi; intracellular protein transport. Bases 430 to 978 code for a protein of 182 amino acids. The transcript has 3 exons. Gene Ontology annotation, cellular component: retromer complex; endosome. The record is from RefSeq and is a predicted model, not a curated record.